Molecule: messenger RNA, 2525 nt
Organism: Chara braunii
Lineage: Eukaryota; Viridiplantae; Streptophyta; Charophyceae; Charales; Characeae
Source: the annotation of a GenBank genome assembly
CCACGUCAGACACAGUGCCACAUAAGCAGUGCCACGUCAGCAAUGCCAUGUCAGCAACAUGACGGGCCUGCCAGGCCAACUGGCCAAUGAGCCCAUUGCCGAUUACAAAAAGCGCUUUCAGGCUCAGCUCGCUGUAAUCGAGGCUGAGGAACAACGCCAGCUGGCAGUCAAGGCUGCCCAGCUACAGGCUGAAGAAGCGGCAACAGCAGAGAAGCUGCGGCUACAGGCCGAAGCAGACGCAGAUGCCCAGGCUCGCUGCAAGGAAGCCCAGGAUCUGCUGCCGCGGCAUGAAGCCAACAGCAUCGAGAGACUCAAGUACUGGCAUUUUGAACCGAACGGCGACGAGGCAACACCGGAAGAGCAGCACAAGGAGUUCAUGGCCAAGCUCGUGACCAGGCUGGUUUACACUUGUAACCACCUACAGUCCGAGCUGGCGAACCUUCAGCGGGCCGUGCGGAACCAUAAGAUUCAGCACGAGGAUGCCACACGGGCACUGGACGCCCGUGUACUGGACCUGGAACAGGCUGUACCAGGACCAGAUGCUGGAGCUUCCAGCAGUGCAUCCUCUAGCCGCCAACUGGAGGAACGCGUUGACCUCGUAGUGGCAAUGCUAGGAGACAUAAGUGCCUUCACAGAGCCGGCCACCAUCAACCAGCGGUUCGAGUUGCUGGACACUAAGAUCAGUCAGCAACAGCAGACUGACCACAGCCACAACAAAAGCUUGGCGAGGCCAUACAAGAUGCCGACUGCUCUGUUCAUCAACACCAAGGGAGGUUGUCAGAUCUGGCUCAGCCACAUGGCAACCAUCCACGGCGUCCAGGUUUCAGACCUGUACAAGAAUGUCUCCUGGGAGGACAUGACGAAGGAAUGGAAGAAGCGGUUCAUCGUCGACGAUGCCCCGGCACUCGCCAUCAACCGCAUCUUCACGAUGGCUCAAGGGAGCACACCGACACGUGACUCGCUCACGGAUUGGCAGAAGAUCGUGGCAACGCCCGAUUUGGACUUGCCAUUUCCGCAUCUGCGGCGUGAGUUCUACAACAGGUCAUGCGCCGCUCUCAGCCUUGCACUUGGUGAUCGCGAGCAGUACAACACUUUCGCAGAGAUCAUCAACAAGGCAAGGGAGAUCAUCAAGACUAACAGGGCAGCUGCACACGAGAAGUCAACGUGGCAGCCAACCUAUGUGGAGAAGGUAAGAACUGGUCCGCGACAGCAGCAGUUCGCUGCAGUCCAGUCGGACAGUGGAGAUAACCCAGCAGCCACUCCAGCAUCAAGUGACGGAGAUCAGGUGGCUGCUGUCCAGCCGCGAAGCACCAACAACUCCCGCAACAAUGGGAAGGCGAAAUCCGCAUCGCAGGCCGGAAUUGAACAGCCAGUACAAGUUCCAUGGGUCAGGUUCGGCUUGAUCGAGGCGGAGUACAAGGUCCGCGGCCGCUACGGCAACUUCUAUUGGUGCAACAGCACCAAGCACAAGACCUCCCUGUGCCAGGAUCAGGGCAAGGAGGAUGUGCCAUUCGUAUUCGAUGACGAUGCACGCCGGUCAUUCCAAGCACUUAAGACGGCUAUGCUCAUGGCACCCGUCCUUAGCAUCUAUGACCCCACCCUGGCGACGCGAGUGACUACGGACGCUUCCGGCUAUGGCAUUGGGGCAGUCUUGGAACAGCACGACGGCGACGACUGGCACCCUGUGGAGUAUUUCAGCCACAAAGUGCCUCCCAUCAACUCGCUUGAUGAUGCAAGGAAGAAGGAGCUGCUCGCAUUCGUGAUGGAUCUCAAGCGCAAGCGACACUUCCUCCUUGGGCGUCAUAGGUUCACAUGGGUCACAGACAACAAUCCAUUGACCUUCUACAAGAUGCAGGACACGGUGAGCAGCCAAUCGGACGAUGGAUGUACUUCAUCGACCAAUUUGACUUCACACCGAAACAUGUCCCUGGCCUCUCGAAUCGCGCAGCAGAUGCACUCUCGCGAAGACCCGAUCUUUGCGCUAUGGCACAUCAUGCCUUCGCAUUCGAUGAGGAGCUUCAGCGACACUUCAUCCGGGCAUAUUAGUCUGAUCUGGACUUCGACACGCUCUAUGCACAGCUAUCUUCGGAUCACCCGCCGGCCAGCCAUUACCGCGUUGCCGACGGGUACUUGCUCCUCCACUCGAGAGGCAAGGACUUACUAUGUGUCCCACGCGACCGUCGUCUUCGGACUCGCCUCCUCGGCGAGUACCAUGAUUCACCACUCGCCGGCCAUUUCGGAGUCAACCGCACUAUUGCACGGCUUCGACAGCGAUUCCGAUGGCCCGACCUCAUUACCGAUGUCACUCGGUAGUGCGACUCUUGCGAAGUUUGCCGACGCAGCAAGCCCCGCAACCGCAAUCCCUACGGCGAGUUAUACCCGAUGCCUAUCCCACGGGAACCCGGUCUCUCCAUUGCCAUGGACGUCACCGGUCCGUUUCCUCGCGACCGACUCGGGCACGACGGCAUCCUCACGGUUGUGGACCGAUUGAGAGUCCGGCACAACAAUGAAACCAAGUUCGGCUC